AUGGGCUACACACCUCUACACGUGGGCUGUCACUAUGGAAACAUCAAGAUAGUUAAUUUCCUGCUCCAACAUUCUGCCAAAGUUAACGCCAAAACAAAGAAUGGGUACACACCUCUACACCAGGCGGCCCAGCAGGGCCACACGCAUAUAAUAAACGUCCUACUGCAGAACAAUGCCUCCCCCAACGAGCUCACUGUGAAUGGGAACACAGCACUGGCUAUCGCCCGGCGCCUUGGCUACAUCUCAGUGGUUGACACACUGAAGGUCGUGACGGAGGAGACCAUCACCACAACUACUGUCACAGAGAAGCACAAAAUGAACGUUCCGGAAACGAUGAAUGAGGUUCUCGAUAUGUCUGAUGAUGAAGGUGAAGAUGCCAUCACAGGGGACACUGACAAGUAUCUGGGGCCACAGGACCUUAAGGAACUGGGCGAUGAUUCGCUGCCUGCGGAGGGCUACGUGGGCUUCAGUCUUGGUGCCCGCUCUGCCAGCCUCCGCUCCUUCAGUUCGGAUAGGUCCUACACCUUGAACAGAAGCUCCUACGCUCGGGACAGCAUGAUGAUCGAGGAACUUCUUGUGCCGUCCAAAGAGCAGCGAGUCCCUCACAUCCCACAGAGGGGAACUCGGGAGGCCCUAGAAAAGCAUCUAACGUUCACGAGGGAGUUUGACUCAGAUUCCCUCAGACAUUACAGUUGGGCAGCAGAUACCUUAGACAACGUGAAUCUUGUCUCGAGCCCUGUUCACUCUGGGUUUCUGGUUAGCUUCAUGGUGGAUGCCAGAGGGGGUUCCAUGAGAGGAAGCCGCCACCAUGGGAUGCGAAUCAUCAUCCCCCCACGCAAGUGUACGGCCCCCACCCGCAUCACCUGCCGCUUGGUAAAGAGACAUAAACUGGCCAACCCACCCCCUAUGGUGGAAGGAGAGGGAUUAGCCAGUAGGCUAGUAGAAAUGGGUCCUGCAGGGGCACAAUUCUUAGGCCCCGUCAUAGUGGAAAUCCCUCACUUUGGGUCCAUGAGAGGAAAGGAGAGAGAACUCAUUGUUCUUCGAAGUGAAAAUGGAGAGACCUGGAAGGAGCAUCAGUUUGACAGCAGAAACGAAGACUUGACAGAGUUACUGAAUGGCAUGGAGGAAGAACUUGACAGCCCAGAAGAGCUAGGGGCAAAGCGUAUCUGCAGGAUCAUCACAAAGGACUUCCCCCAGUAUUUUGCAGUGGUUUCUCGGAUUAAGCAGGAAAGCAACCAGAUUGGUCCUGAAGGUGGGAUUCUCAGCAGCACGACUGUGCCCCUGGUCCAGGCGUCUUUCCCAGAGGGUGCCUUAACCAAAAGGAUCCGAGUGGGUCUCCAGGCCCAGCCUGUUCCAGAUGAAAUUGUGAAAAAGAUCCUUGGAAACAAAGCAACAUUUAGCCCAAUUGUCACUGUGGAACCAAGGAGGAGGAAAUUCCAUAAACCCAUCACCAUGACCAUUCCGGUGCCCCCGCCCUCAGGAGAAGGCGUAGCCAAUGGGUACAAGGGGGACACCACGCCCAACCUGCGCCUGCUCUGCAGCAUCACAGGGGGCACCUCGCCUGCACAGUGGGAAGACAUCACAGGAACCACUCCGCUGACCUUCAUAAAGGACUGCGUCUCUUUCACCACCAACGUCUCAGCCAGAUUCUGGCUUGCAGACUGUCACCAGGUUUUAGAAACAGUAGGGUUAGCCUCACAACUGUACAGAGAGUUGAUAUGUGUUCCGUACAUGGCCAAGUUCGUUGUUUUUGCCAAAACGAAUGAUCCGGUGGAGUCGUCCCUGCGGUGCUUCUGCAUGACAGACGACAGGGUGGACAAGACCCUCGAGCAGCAGGAGAAUUUCGAGGAAGUUGCCAGAAGCAAAGAUAUUGAGGUCCUCGAAGGAAAGCCUAUUUAUGUUGAUUGUUAUGGAAACCUCGCCCCACUUACCAAAGGAGGACAGCAACUUGUUUUUAACUUUUAUGCUUUCAAAGAAAAUAGACUGCCAUUUUCCAUCAAGGUUAGAGACAGCAGCCAGGAGCCCUGUGGUCGUCUGUCUUUUCUGAAAGAACCGAAGACAACGAAAGGACUGCCUCAAGCAGCCGUUUGCAACUUAAAUAUCACUCUGCCGGCACACAAAAAGGAGACAGAGUCAGAUCAAGAUGACGAGGCUGAGAAGGCGGAUCGAAGACAGAGCUUUGCAUCUUUAGCCUUACGUAAGCGCUACAGCUACCUGACUGAGCCUGGCACAAAAACAGUUGAACGGAGUUCAGGAGCAACAAGAUCCCUUCCCAUCUCUUACUCGUACAAACCACUCUUUUCUACGAGACCAUACCAGCCCUGGACAACAGCUCCGAUGACAGUGCCUGGGCCGGCCAAGUCUGGCUUCACCUCCCUAUCCAGCUCUUCCUCUAAUACACCAUCAGCUUCUCCAUUAAAAUCGAUCUGGUCUGUUUCGACUCCUUCUCCAAUCAAAUCCACCUUAGGCGCUUCGACCCCCUCUUCAGUUAAAUCCAUUAGUGACGUGGCUUCUCCGAUUAGAUCUUUUCGGACAAUUUCUUCACCGAUAAAAACAGUGGUGUCACCAUCUCCAUACAAUAUCCAAGUUGCCUCUGGUCCCCUGGGGAGAGGUCCCCCAGUCACAGAGGCCACUCCCUUAAAAGGGCUGGCACCCAACUCAACAUUUUCCUCUCGAACUUCUCCAGUGACCACAGCAGGGUCUCUUUUGGAGAGGUCAUCCAUUACUAUGACACCCCCUGCUUCCCCCAAAUCAAACAUUAAUAUGUAUUCCUCAAGUUUGCCAUUUAAGUCAAUUAUCACAUCAACAGCAACGCUGAUCUCUUCACCUUUAAAGUCAGUGGUGUCUCCAGCAAAGUCCACAGCCGAUGUCAUCUUGUCAGCUAACGUUACGAUGGCAUCGGCUCUCUCGUCCCCCUUGAAACAGAUGCCCGGACACUCAGAGGUAGCGCUAGUCAAUGGGCCCAUUUCCCCUUCCAAGUACCCUUUGUCUUCAACUUUCAUUAACGGGUGCAAAGCCGCUACCACGUUACAGGACAAAAUUUCCACAGCCACCAACGCUGUGAGCUCGGUGGUGAGUGUGGCCACUGACACGGCAGAGAAAACAUUUUCUGCCACGACAGCCGUGCCCUUUUCCCCUCUCAGGUCGUAUGCAUCUGCAACGCCCUCAGCCUUUCAGGCUCUAAGAACUUCUGCACGUGCAGCCUACACCUCCCUUGGGUCUUCAAUCUCUGCAACUACCUCAUCUGUAACCUCAUCCAUAAUCACAGUGCCAGUAUACUCUGUAGUCAAUGUUUUGCCAGAACCAGCCCUGAAGAAGCUUCCAGACUCUAAUUCACUCACGAAGUCCGCAGCAGCUUUGCUGUCGCCCAUGAAAACAUUGACUAUGGAGACCCGUCCUCAGCCCCACUUCAAUCGAACUUCCUCUCCAGUUAAGUCAUCUUUGUUCCUCGCACCCUCAGCCCUCAAGCUGUCUGCACCAUCUUCUUUAUCUUCCAGUCAGGAGAUCUUAAAGGAUGUGGCUGAAAUGAAGGAGGACCUUAUGCGCAUGACCGCCAUCCUGCAGACGGAGGUGCCCGAGGAAAAGCCAUUCCAACCUGACCUCCCCAAAGAAGGGAGAAUCGAUGAUGAAGAACCUUUCAAAAUUGUUGAGAAAGUGAAGGAAGACUUGGUAAAAGUCAGUGAGAUCCUCCAAAAGGAUGUGUGUGUCGGUAACAGAGGCCCACCCAAAUCCCCAAAGAGUGACAAAGGACAGUCUCCAGAGGACGACUGGAUAGAGUUCAGUUCUGAAGAAAUAAGAGAAGCCAGGCAGGCCGCUGCCAGCCAUACCCCGGCCCUGCCCGAGAGAUCGCAGGGCAAGGUCAAGGCUGCCUCCGAGAAGGAGUACAACCUGUCCAAAGUCAUCGACUACCUGACCAACGACAUUGGGAGCAGUUCGUUGACCAACUUAAAGUACAAGUUCGAGGAUGCGAAGAAGGAUGGAGAGGAGAGACAGAAGAGGGUUUUAAAGCCAGCCAUGGCCUUGCAGGAUCACAAGCUCAAAAUGCCGCCAGCCUCCAUGAGGCCCUCGACCUCAGAGAAGGAAUUGUGCAAGAUGGCUGACUCUUUUUCUGGAACAGAUACUAUUUUAGAGUCUCCCGAUGACUUUUCUCAACAUGACCAAGAUAAAAGUCCCUUGUCUGAUAGUGGCUUUGAAACCAGAAGCGAGAAAACGCCUUCGGCCCCACAAAGUGCUGAGAGCACUGGUCCCAAGCCGCUUUUUCACGAAGCCCCCAUCCCUCCCGUUAUCACAGAAACGAGAACUGAAGUGGUUCACGUGAUCAGAAGCUACGAGCCCUCCACUGGGGACGUGCCUCAGUCCCAGCCGGAGGAGCCCGUGUCCCCCAAGCCUUCACCUACAUUUAUGGAGUUGGAGCCGAAGCCCACCACCUCUAGCAUUAAGGAAAAAGUGAAAGCAUUUCAAAUGAAAGCCAGUACUGAGGAGGAGGACCACAGUCGGAUCUUGAGCAAAGGCAUGCGUGUAAAAGAAGAAACUCACAUCACUACGACCACCAGGAUGGUGUAUCAUUCCCCACCAGGCAGCGAGGGUGCCUCCGAAAGGAUUGAAGAGACCAUGUCGGUCCACGACAUCAUGAAGGCCUUCCAGUCUGGACGAGACCCUUCCAAAGAGCUGGCGGGGCUGUUUGAACACAAGUCGGCCAUGCCUCCUGACGUUGCCAAGCCUGCGGCUGAGACCUCAGCCCAGCACGCAGAGAAGGACAACCAAACGAAACCCAAACUGCAGCGUAUAAUAGAAGUCCACAUAGAAAAAGGUAACCAAGCUGAACCCACUGAAGUCAUUAUUAGAGAGACCAAAAAGCAUCCCGAGAAGGAAAUGUAUGUGUAUCAGAGAGACGUAUCCCGGGGAGAUGUUAACCUAAAAGAUUUUCUGCCAGAGAAACACGACGCUUUGCGUUGCCCAGAGGAGCAGGGUCAGCAAGAAGAAGAGGAGGAGUCCUUGCCUUCUUACCUGGAGUCUUCCAGAGUAAACACUCCAGUGUCCCAAGAAGAAGAUAGCCGGCCCAGUUCCGCACAACUCCUGUCUGAUGACUCUUAUAAAACGCUGAAACUUCUGAGUCAGCACUCCAUAGAUUACCAUGACGAUGACUUGUCAGAGCUAAGAGGGGAGUCUUACAGGUUUGCUGAGAAAAUGCUUCUGUCAGAAAAGCUAGAUGUGUCUCACUCUGAUACUGAGGAAUCGGUGACAGACCAUGCAGGACCCCCUAGCUCAGAGUUACAGGGGUCUGAUAAGUGGUCCAGAGAAAAAGUAGCCACUGCCCCCCACAAAGAAAUUCUCUCCAAAAUCUAUAAAGAUGUAUCUGAAAAUGGUAUAGGUAAAAUGUCUAAGGAUGAGCGUUUUGACAAAGUCACAGUGUCGCACUAUUCGGGCAGUGUUAGCAGUCCCAAACAUGCCAUGUGGAUGCACUUGACUGAGGACAGACUAGACAGAGGUAGAGAGAAGUUGAUAUAUGAAGAUAGGGUGGACAGGACUGUGAAGGAGGCCGAAGAAAAACUGACUGAAGUGUCCCAGUUUUUUCGUGACAAAACGGAGAAGCUGAACGAUGAGUUGCAGUCCCCAGAGAAAAAGCCACGCCCCAAAAACGGCAAAGAGUACUCUUCCCCGAGCUCCGCCAGUAGCAGUCCUGAGAAGGUGUUAACCGAACUGUUGGCAUCAAAUGACGAAUGGGUUAAGUCCAGGCAGCGUGGCCCAGAUGGACAAGGCGUCCCUCAGGCCGAGGACAGGAAGGCACGUAGUCGGCCCGGCAGCCCGGAGACCAGGGUCCCUUCCCAACAGAGUGAGGAUGGCCAGCCCACAGAGGAAGCCAAAGGAACUGUCAGUGCUCAGAGCAAGGGACCAGAGGGGCCCCAGUCUGGAUUUCAGCUCCAACAAUCUAAACUCAGUUCCAUUAGAUUAAAAUUUGAACAAGGCACACAUGCCAAGAGUAAGGGUCCAUCUCAAGAAGAGAAAAAGGCGGACGGCCCAUCCAGAAUCCCAGUUAAAAAAACACAGGAAAACAAGCUGCCCAUACAUCAAAGUGUCACUAGAGAGAAACAGCUGAAGGCUGUAGACCUCCCAGAGGAAGGUGUGUCGGAGCGAAACGAUGUGGUGGCGUUAAAAGCUAAAGAUGAGCAUGCUCAAAGCCAUGAGGUGGCUGUAAGUGAGUCUGGCUCUGACGAGGCAAAAAGACCCAGAACUGAAGUGUCAAGUAAGGCCAUACCUGACUAUUUUCAUGAGCAACAGGCUAAAGACUCAGCCUGUCCCAUAACAUCAGAUUUAGUGUCCAAGGGACUAUGGGACAAAAAGGUCUUUAGAACAUGGGAAAGUUCUGGGGCCACUAACCAUAAGUCUCAGAAAGAGAAACUUUCACACGUACUUGUUCACGAUGUAAGAGAGAAUCACGUUGGUCACCCUGACAGGAGUGUUGACCCAAAGAAUGAAUUUAUGUGUGUGACUGAGAGAGAGCACAAAUUGCUAACCAAUGGCUCUCUCUCAGAGAUUAAAGAAAUGACUGUAAAAUCUCCCUCCAAGAAAGUCUUAUACAGGGAGUACGUUGUUAAAGAUGGGGAGCGUCCGGGCAGCACUCUGGACCAGCCUCCCAGGAGAAUGGAGAGCUCAGAGACGUCUCACAUCCCCGUCAGGGUCGCUGACGAGAGGAGGAUGCUGUCUUCUAAUAUUCCUGAUGGGUUUUGUGAGCGGUCGACAUUUCCAAAACAUGAACUAUCACAAAAAGUGUCCCAGUCAAGUAUAAGUAAAGAGACAGUUGAGACCCAGCAUUUUAAUUCCAUAGAUGAUGAAAAGGUUACCUAUUCAGAAAUCAGCAGAGUUUCCAGACAUCAGAGUUAUGUAGGCUUAUGCCCAGCUCUCGAUGAAACGGAGACCUCCCCCACCAAAUCUCCCGAUUCUUUAGAGUUUAGUCCAGGAAAGGACUCUCCCUCUAGUGAUGUAUUCGACCACAGUGGGUUGGAGAAGCUCGCACCCAUAGCCCAGAUGGAGGGAGGGAAAGAGAUCAAAACCUUACCUGUUUAUGUCAGCUUUGUACACAUGGGAAAACAGUAUGAGAAGGAAGUAAAGCAAGGAAGUGUGAAAAAAACCGUAAGUCAGGAAUGUAAGACAGUGCAAGAAACCAGGGGGACCAUCUAUACAGCCAGACAGCAGAAGCAGCCCCCUUCUCCCCAGGGCAGUCCGGAGGACGAUACCCUAGAACAAGUGUCCUUUCUAGAUAGCUCUGGGAAGAGCCCUUUGACCCCAGAAACUCCCAGUUCUGAGGAAGUAAGCUACGAGUUUACGUCUAAGACACCAGACUCUCUCAUAGCUUACAUACCAGGCAAACCCAGCCCGAUUCCAGAGGUUUCUGAGGAAUCGGAGGAGGAGGAGCAAGCCAUCUCAACCUCCGUAAAGCAGGUGACCUUGGAGCAAGCCGCUGACCGGGGAACGGAUAAUGAUGUGAGCAGAGACUCUGUCCAAAGACCCAAAAGUAACCGAGUUGCCUAUAUAGAGUUCCCCCCUCCUCCCCCCCUGGAUGCCGACCAACUGGAAUCAGAUAAGAAGCAUCAGUACCUCCCCGAGAGGGAGGUUGACAUGAUUGAGGUCAGCCUCCAGGAUGAGUCUGACAAGUACCAGCUGGCCGAGCCUGUCAUCCGAGUCCAGCCUCCAUCACCCGUCCCUCCCGGUGCAGAGGCCAGUGACUCCAGUGAUGAGGAAUCUAUGUACCACCCGGUCCCGGUUAAAAAGUACACUUUCAAAUUAAAGGAAGUCGACGAAGGACAGAAGGAUGUAGCCAAAUCCAACACUGCUGCCACGAAGCCUCCACACCAGAAAGAAGCAGACGGUAGCGGGAAGGAGAGCGAAUGUGGCCUUGGCCUUGACUCACCUCAGAACGAAACGGCCCAGAACGGGAACAAUGACCAGUCCAUCACCGAGUGCUCCAUUGCCACCACGGCCGAGUUUUCUCAUGACACAGACGCCACUGAGAUCGACUCUCUGGACGGCUAUGACCUGCAAGAUGAAGAUGACGGCCUGACCGAGAGCGACUCCAAGCUCCCGAGUCAAACCGUGGACACGAAGAAGGACGUGUGGACCGAGGGCAUCGUGAAGCCGGCAGAUCGUCCUUUCAGCCAGACAAAACUAGAAGUGAUCGAGGAGGAGGGAAAGGUGGGCCUGGAUGAAGAUAAGCCAUCCUCUAAAAGUUCUUCAUCUGAGAGAGCCCUAGAGAAGGUGGACCCCAAGUCAGGGGCCCAGUUUUUCACCCUGGAAGGCAGACACCCGGACAGAUCCGUGUUCCCGGACACCUACUUCAGCUACAAAGUAGAUGAAGAAUUCGCCACCCCUUUCAAAACAGUAGCGACCAAAGGUCUGGAUUUUGACCCUUGGUCUAACAGCCGAGGGGACGAUGAAGUUUUUGAUGCUAAAUCUCGGGAAGAUGACGCUAAGCAGUUUGGUCUGGCAGUGGACGACCGCUCUCCAGCCACCACCCCUGACACAACGCCAGCCAGAACACCAACCGACGAAAGUACCCCAACUAGUGAGCCUAACCCCUUCCCGUUUCACGAAGGGAAAAUGUUUGAGAUGACCCGCAGUGGUGCGAUUGACAUGAGCAAGAGGGAUUUUGUGGAAGAGAGGCUCCAAUUUUUCCAGAUUGGUGAGCAUACCUCUGGAGGGAAGUCAGGGGACCAGGGGGAAGGGGCUAACAGUACGGUCACUGCCACCCCACAGCCACAGUCAGGGGACACCACUGUAGACACCGAUCUAGAGAGAGAUGUAGAGGCACCUACAGCCGAACCCAGCCCCAGCAUCCCGACCAGCGGACAGUGUCAGGAAGGUACAGCCCGCAGUGGCUCUUUGGAGAAGCCAGCGGCAGCCGCUAACACCUCAAAAGUUGACCCCAAGUUGCGCACGCCUAUAAAAAUGGGAAUUUCCGCAUCCACCAUGACCAUGAAGAAAGAAGGCCCUGGAGAAGUGACAGAUAAGGUAGAGGCUGUGGUGACCAGGUGUCAGGGCUUAGACAAUGAAGUCGCGACAGUGAUGUCAAGCACAGCCAAUAGCCAGGUGGGCCUUAGGCCUCAAGACAAACACGAUUUUCAAAAAGAUAAUUUUAAUAACAACAAUAAUUUGGAUCCUUCCACUUUGCAGACAGAUAACAUUACCAGUCAUGUAGUUCUGACAGACCAUGCGGCACCCACUUGUGCCACAGAGAAAGCCUCCUCAGGAAAAAAGACAGGGUUACUGCAAGGACACUGCACCAGAGAUAAACAGAAAGCUCUUGGCGAGCAGCCCAAGACGGAGGAAUCCGUAGGGGUUAGGCGGAAAUCCAAGCUUCCCGUAAAGGCCACUUCACCAAGAGAUACCUUCCCGCCAAACCAUAAGCCAGAGAGUAUAGCGGGUAGACUGAGGCAGGUUAGUCAGUCUGAGAGAACCAAAGCCCUCCCUCCUGUUCCAUGUGUAGAGGCCAGGUCCCGAAUUCCAGUCAAGAACACACACAGGGAAAACCUAGUUUCAGUCAGAAAAGCCUGUGCCACGCAAAAGCGAGGGCACCCCGAGAAAGGCAAGGCCAAACAGCCUCCAUCCAAGUUGCCAGUAAAGGUAAGAGCCACCUGUGUCACCUCCACCGCCACCAGCCGCAGGAGCAGCACAGCUAAAGUUAGAGAGAGUCAGCUUAAGGAGGUAUGUAAACACCCCAUUGAAUAUUUUAAGGGAAUUAGUGGUGAGACCCUAAAGCUUGUGGACCGUCUCACUGAAGACGACGGGAAGAUGCAGCCGGAGUUGUCCGAUGAGGAAGAAAGUCCGUCAAGAAACACGUCGUUGUCCGAGACUUCCCGGGGUGGCCAGCCUUCAGUGACCACGAAGUCUGCUAGAGAUAAGAAAACAGAGGCAGCAACUUUAAAAUCAAAGAGUGGAAAGGCCGGCAGUGAGAGGAGGAACAGUAGGCGGACUGGUCCACAGAGUCCUUGUGAGCGGACAGAUAUCAGGAUGGCAAUAGUAGCCGACCACUUGGGACUUAGCUGGACAGAGCUGGCAAGGGAACUGAGCUUUUCAGUGGAUGAAAUCAAUCAAAUACGUGUGGAAAAUCCAAAUUCUUUAAUUUCUCAAAGCUUCAUGUUAUUAAAAAAGUGGGUUACCAGAGACGGAAAAAAUGCUACAACUGAUGCCUUAACUUCGGUUUUGACAAAAAUUAAUCGAAUAGACAUAGUGACUCUGCUAGAAGGACCAAUAUUUGAUUACGGGAAUAUUUCAGGCACCAGAAGUUUUGCAGAUGAAAACAGUGUUUUCCAUGACCCAGUUGAUGGUUGGCAGAAUGAGACAUCAAGUGGAAACCUAGAGUCCCUGGCUCAAGCUCGAAGAGUAACUGGUGGAUUACUAGACCGCCCAGAUGACAGCCCUGACCAGGGAGGGGACUCUGUUACCUCGUACCUCCGAGGAGAGCUGGGGAAAUUCGAAGCAAACGGAAGCCACGUAGAAGUGAGUCCAGGAGCGAUGACCAAGCCCUGCUGCCCAGAGUCCCAGAAUGACCGCGGGAAACCGAGCGCCAAGGAGAACAUGAAACCAAACACGCACCCGUCGGGCCGCGCCGAGGAGGCGCCACACCUCGCAGCCCAUCAGAAACCUCCAGAAGAAACCAGCAAGCUUGUGCUAGAAGAGCCCAAACCCUGUGUGCCUGUGAGCAUAAAAAAGACGAGCAGGACUUCUGCCGAGGGCAAGCCCAAGCUCAGCCUCCAUGAAGAAGAGGGAUCCAGCGGCUCCGACGCAAAGGUCAAAAGUCCGGGUACAGCUCUUACGAGGAUGACUGCCUGCUGUUACAAGGACUUGAGAAACAGUGAGAGUGCUUCAAGCUCAGAGGAGGAGCCGAGGGUCACCACCCGUGUCAUUCGCCGGCGUGUGAUCAUAAAGGGAGAGGAAGCAAAACACAUUCCUGGUGAAUCUGUCACGGAAGAGCAGUUUACUGAUGAAGAAGGCAACCUCAUCACCAGAAAACAGGGAGAAGGUUGUAAGGUGAAAGCGAAGAAGGAGAUCCGGCACAUGGAAAAGAAAAGCCAUUCCUAACAGUGACGGACCGUGUGUCUUUACUGCCAGUAUUGACAAGUGGACAGAACAGGGAUCAGCAAGAACAUUUUCCAAGCAGGGGGUGUUCGUUUGUGCUUCCACACAAUGACGGGAUUUUUUUAUGCAAAAAGGAGAGAAAGAACAAGAAAACCACUCACGUUCUUAAUUUAGCAUGAGCCAAUUUUCAAAGCAUGGAAACUCACUUUUGUUUCCGGAUCAGCACCUGUGCAAGAGCCGCUCGGUGUUGCCUGGAGAAGGAGCCGUGCUUCUCAGAGUCCGUCUCAAGUGAUUUGCUGUCAUUUUCAAAAGGAAGAAAUUCCAGCCUCCAGGAGGGACACGGGAACAUAGAAUGAUCAAAUCAAGGAGAAAACACUAAAAUUACUAAAUCCACAACAGCUCGCCUUAUUUUUCUUGGACCCAAACUGUCAGGGUAUAAACACUAUUUGUUUCUUUUUUUAAGAAAAAUAAAACAUCAAUAGUUUUGCUGUAAAUAAUAACACUGUAUAAAUUCUAACAGAAAAAAAAUAGAAUAAAUGUUGAUAAGGCACUGCCUCUUAGAACACAGAUACGGCAAAUGCAUCUUCACAAUAGGCUCUCAGGACUUCGCCCUAGAAGAGGAGGGACGGGUUCUGGGGGGAGGGGCGGGAAACUCUUCACUGAUUCUUGUAUAUUAGCAAUUAUAAUGUUUGUACAUGCAAAACUGCUAGCUUGAUUUUAAAAAGAAAACACAAAUCUUUAAAAAAAAAAAAAAAAUCUGCUGCAAAUUUAAAUAAUUCCCUAAAUGGGGAAUUCUGUAGUUCUGUGAAAAAAACUUUUUUCUUCAGAAUACUAAUAUUUUGAUGCAUGCGCCUCACCUUAUUUUGAUUAAACCUUUUCCAAUUUUGCAAACACUACAGUAUCCUGCAACAGACGAUUUUAUCUGUAAACACAAAGCCCUUCAUCUAAAUAUUUGUUGCUAUUGCCAAUUUUUCAAUGAAAUGACCUAAACUGAAAAAAAAAAAAAAAAAAAAAAAAAAAAAAGCAUACAGUAGUUGCUUGGGGGUGGGGGGCUGUUAGUCGCUUCCAGGGGGAAAUGCUUACUGCUGUAGAGAGGGAUGGUGCUCACAAGAGGCCCCAGUCAUGGGUAUUUAAAAAUGGACUAAACAGAUCCUUAGCUAGUAGGAUACAGGCACGCUGUAAAAACUAUUACUGUAUUGUGUACCGGCUAUAAGAUGUAGACACCUUUGAGUAGCCAAUCGUUGUAACCACUGGAGCGGUGUCAUAUUAGGCUAAUAAGGCUGCUGUGUUUUAAAGGGCAUUUUUAUUUGGGUUCUGGUGAAAUUCUUUAAUUCGUUGAUUAUCUUCACAUGAAAUCAGCAUUGAUGGACACAUAGCUCUAAUGACAUAUGUAUGAAAAAAGCAGACACUGGAUGACCCUAGUCGAUUAUUUAAGCAUAAAAUAAAUUGUGUUCAACUCUUCACCUA
This is a messenger RNA of Nannospalax galili (Upper Galilee mountains blind mole rat), 12540 nucleotides long. It is a transcript of the gene Ank3, whose product is annotated as ankyrin 3. Gene Ontology annotation, molecular function: protein binding. NCBI's taxonomy places the organism in Eukaryota, Metazoa, Chordata, Mammalia, Rodentia, Spalacidae. The record is from RefSeq and is a predicted model, not a curated record. Gene Ontology annotation, biological process: signal transduction.